AGAAUUAUCUUAACCUCACUUUUAAUUGUCAUUGACACAUUGUGCAAUUUUUAAGGUGAACAUACGCUCAAAAAACCGACAAUUAUUUAAGAAUUAACUUAAAUAAUGUCGGAACGUAAAGGUUCAUUUAAAGUGGAAUUUCUGCAAAAAAUCGAGCGUGAAGUUCAACAACGAUGGAAAAACGAGAAAAUCCAUGAAAUUGACGCUCCUAAGGAUCCAAAAAAAUCUAACGACGAAAAAUAUUUGUGUACAUUUCCUUAUCCUUACAUGAAUGGAAGGCUACAUUUAGGGCACACAUUUUCGUUAUCUAAAUGUGAAUUUGCUGUUCGUUUUCAUAGGUUAAAAGGUAAGAAUGCCUUAUUUCCUUUUGGAUUUCAUUGUACUGGGAUGCCUAUAAAGGCAUGUGCUGAUAAAUUAAAAAGAGAAAUCGAAUUAUUUGGAAACCCACCCGUUUUUCCUCAACUCGAGGAACAAGAGGAAGUAAAAGAUGAUGAUGUGGUUAUUAAAGAUAAAAGUAAAGGGAAGAAAAGUAAAGCUGUUGCUAAAACUGGAACUGCUAAAUAUCAAUGGCAAAUUAUGCAAAGUUUAGGAAUGAAAGAUGAUGAAAUAGCUAAGUUUGCUGAUACCAGUUAUUGGUUGGAUUAUUUCCCUCCAUUAGCUGUUGAUGAUUUGAAUAGUUGUGGGGUACACAUUGAUUGGCGCCGAACUUUUAUAACAACAGAUGCAAAUCCUUUUUAUGAUCAAUUCGUACGUUGGCAAUAUAUUCGUUUAAAAGAACGAAAUAAAGUCAAAUUUGGUAAACGUUAUACUAUUUAUUCUCCUAAAGAUGGGCAACCUUGUAUGGAUCAUGAUAGAUCAUCAGGGGAAGGUGUUGGUCCUCAAGAAUAUACUUUAAUUAAAAUGAAGGUUUUGGAACCUAUUCCAGCAAAAUUGAAACAAUUUUCAUCUAAACCAAUUUAUUUAGUAGCAGCAACUUUACGUCCGGAAACAAUGUACGGUCAAACAAACUGUUGGGUUCGCCCCGAUAUGAAAUACAUAAUCUUCGAAACCGCCUCAAACGAAAUUUUCGUUUGCACUUCGCGUUCAGCCAGAAACAUGUCUUAUCAAGGGUUCACGUCUAAAGAAGGCGAAGUUAAAGUUCUUGCCGAAAUUUUAGGGGAAGACGUUUUAGGUGCGGCUUUAAAAGCCCCAAUGACGUCUUACCAAAAAAUUUAUGCUUUACCGAUGUUAACGAUUAAAGAAGAUAAAGGAACCGGGGUAGUCACGAGUGUUCCAUCAGAUUCACCGGAUGAUUACGCUGCAUUGGUUGAUUUAAAAAAUAAAGCCCCGUUUAGGGAGAAAUAUGGGUUAAAAGAUGAAAUGGUUUUGCCUUUUAAUCCUAUUCCGAUUAUAGACGUUCCCGAAUUUGGAAAUCUUUCAGCGGUUAAUGUUUAUGAAAAAUUAAAAAUUCAAAGUCAAAAUGAUAAAGAAAAAUUAAGGGAAGCCAAAGAAAUGGUGUAUUUGAAAGGAUUUUAUGAUGGGGUGAUGCUUGUUGGGGAACACAAAGGGAAAAAAAUCCAAGAUGUUAAAAAAUCGCUUCAAAAAUUUAUUAUUGACCGCAAAGAAGCUGUUAUUUAUUACGAACCUGAAAAAACGAUCAUUUCUCGUUCAGGUGAUGAAUGUAUUGUUGCUCUUUGCGAUCAAUGGUACUUAGAUUACGGCGAAACAUCGUGGAAACAACAAGCGGGGGUUGUUUUAACUAAAAUUAAUUGCUAUCAUGAUGAAGUUAGAAGAAACUUCGAAGGAUGUUUAAAUUGGUUGCAAGAACAUGCGUGUUCUAGGAUUUACGGUCUUGGUACAAAAUUACCUUGGGAUGAAUCUUGGUUAAUCGAAUCAUUAUCUGAUUCAACAAUUUACAACGCUUAUUAUACAAUAGCUCAUUUAAUUCAAGGUGGUAGUUUCAAAGGUGACAAACCAAAUGCUUUGGGGAUUAAACCCGAACAAAUGACCCCAGAAGUUUGGGAUUACAUAUUCUUUAAAACAUCCCCUUAUCCCAAUAAAUGCGGAAUAAAAAAGGAAUCUUUAGAUAUAAUGCGAAGAGAAUUCGAAUAUUGGUAUCCAGUUGAUGUACGCGUUUCUGGAAAAGAUUUAGUUCAAAACCAUUUAACUUAUUUCUUGUACAAUCAUUGCGCAAUUUGGCCUAAAGAUGAAUCGAAAUGGCCCAAAGGUGUUCGAGCAAACGGACACCUUCUUUUAAAUUCAGCGAAAAUGUCGAAAUCCGAAGGGAAUUUCUUAACUUUGCGUGAAGCCGUCGAUAAAUUCAGUGCUGAUGGGAUGAGAUUGUGCCUAGCUGAUGCAGGCGAUUCGAUCGAAGACGCCAAUUUCUUAGAAGCUGUUGCAAACGCGGGAAUUUUAAGACUUUACACCUUUAUUGAAUGGGUUAAAGAAAUUUUAGGAACUCAAAAAGCUUUGAGAAAAGGAGAAAUUUCUACUUUUAACGAUAAAGUUUUCCAAGCUGAAAUCAAUUUGAAAAUCAAAGAAACCGAAUCAAACUACGAAAAUAUGUUGUUCAAAGAUGCUUUGCGUACGGGAUUUUUCGAAAUGAUUGCUGCCAGAGAUAAUUACAUAAAAUUAUCAGCUAUGGAUGGAUUAAAUUUGAAACUAAUUAUGCGUUAUAUUGAGGUUCAAGCCCAGAUUUUAUCGCCGAUAUGUCCUCAUGUUUGUGAACACAUUUGGGGGCUUAUUGGAAAAUCGUCGAGUAUUGUUAAAAGUUCUUGGCCUAUAGCUGGAGAUGUUGAUGAAAUUUUAAUUAAAUCAGCUGAAUAUUUAAUGGAAGCCGCCCAAUCUUUUAGAGGACAUCUCAAAAAUUAUUUAACACCACCUAAACCAUCGAAAAAUAACCCAAAACCGGUUGCACCAUCAAAACCGGAUAUGGUAACUAUUUGGGUUGCCAAAUCAUUUCCACCAUGGCAAAGUUGUGUUUUAACUACAAUGAAAAAUUCUUAUGAGAAAAAUGGUAAUAAACUCCCAGAAAAUAAAGUUUUAUCAACUGAGCUUUCUAGUAAACCAGAAUUAAAAAAAUACAUGAAUCGGGUUAUGCCUUUUGCACAAAUGAUUCGCGAAAGAUUAGAUCAGAUUGGGCCAAAAGCUUUCGCUUUAACUUUAGAGUUUGAUGAAGCAGAAGUCUUGAAGACAAAUCAUGUUUAUUUGGCGAAUACUUUAGACGUUUUAUUAGUUGAUGUCCGCUUCACAGACGAAGAAGGCAUUUCUGACAGCUUAAAAGAAGUUCGCCCAGGAAAACCACACGCUUUAUUUAGCACAAUGCCGGGAGUUAACGUUUUAUUUACAAACCCCAUCCCUACAAACGCGCUUUUUCAACAAACCGUUAAGAUAUCAAACGGGGAUUCGUUCGAAAAAGUUGUUAAGAAGUUAACUAGUACGAACAGAAACAUAAAAGACCACAAUUUAGUGGAGCUUUAUUCUUUCGACGAUCCCAUUUUGGGGGAUAGAAAAACACCAGUUCAUACAAAUCCUUUCCAAAGACAAACAAAAAUAUCCGAAGAUUCCACAUUCGAGGUGGACGUCGAUGCCAAAGUUGUGAAUGUUUGUUCUAAAGGGGGAAAGAAAUUACAAAUUGGAAGUUCCAUUUCUUAUUUGUACCCUAAAGUUAAAUAAAUUUUAAUUAUUUAAUAUCAAA
This is a messenger RNA of Onthophagus taurus, 3676 nucleotides long. It is a transcript of the gene LeuRS, whose product is annotated as Leucyl-tRNA synthetase. Gene Ontology annotation, biological process: leucyl-tRNA aminoacylation. Lineage: Eukaryota; Metazoa; Arthropoda; Insecta; Coleoptera; Scarabaeidae. Gene Ontology annotation, molecular function: leucine-tRNA ligase activity; ATP binding; aminoacyl-tRNA deacylase activity. The record is from RefSeq and is a predicted model, not a curated record.